Messenger RNA from Anisakis simplex (herring worm), 468 nucleotides. Lineage: Eukaryota; Metazoa; Nematoda; Chromadorea; Rhabditida; Anisakidae. The record is from the annotation of a GenBank genome assembly.
GAUUCAAUCGAAGGAUGUUUGAGACAGGAGAACGUUGCAGAUCACAAUCAGCAGCAACAAUCAGAUAUAAGUAAACAUGAUGAGAGUAAUAUUGUUGGUGAUGGAAGUAAUCAAAUGAUGCAGCAAAAUGUCAACGAUAUGAACCUAAUGGUCAAUGCAAACAUUGAUGAAUCGGAAAUUGAAAUGAUCGAAGAGGACACUGUUGGACAAAUCGUCCAAGGUGAAGAUGGGGGUAACAAAUAUGCGAUGGUUGAGGUGUUGGAUGGUGUUGUUGAGAAUACGAUUCAUUCAGACAGCAACAUGAAUAUGAGUGAUAAUACUAAUGAUAGUAUGAAAAUGGAUGAGAGUAAUAUGAAUGAUGGCGAUAGUGGUGAAGCGUUGUAUAUUGAUGGCAUGAUUGAUCCCUUACCGCAGGGAAUCGAGUCUAUGGCACCUGUCGAUGUCCUGAAUGCGGCCAGUCGUUUGUGA